This is a messenger RNA of Musa acuminata AAA Group (dessert banana), 3904 nucleotides long. RefSeq names its product receptor protein kinase-like protein ZAR1. Gene Ontology annotation, molecular function: protein kinase activity; ATP binding; protein binding. The record is from RefSeq and is a predicted model, not a curated record. NCBI's taxonomy places the organism in Eukaryota, Viridiplantae, Streptophyta, Magnoliopsida, Zingiberales, Musaceae. The transcript has 4 exons. Bases 1208 to 3352 code for a protein of 714 amino acids. Gene Ontology annotation, biological process: protein phosphorylation.
UUUGUAUUAUGAUACUUGCUACAGCUGUUUCUUGCCAUGUAUGUCUUGACUACGCCAUUUUCUUGCCAUUCAAAGGCUACGUGGUGGAGGAAAUGAUGCAGGUUCUCAUGGUGAAGAAAAAGCAGGCCAUUAUGCUUGAGCGUGGUCACGACGUUACGAGCCUGCAAGCCUUGGGGAAACGCCCGGUUGGUCGUCGCCGACACGUUUUCACCCGCCUCGGGCGCGCGCUAUCGGCACUCCAAGCUCACUCUGUCGACAAGUGGGAAACGUUGCAGGGCACAGGAGUCUCGAUUCUGAGGCAGAAAUGUGUGGAAAAGAAAGUAAGGAGCCUCGAGAGAGGGAUUCUGCUUGCGUUAAGAAGACGGCUCACGAGCUUAGAUUCUACGUCUCAGGCAUAGUAGUAGUAUAUGCAGGUAUCUUAUGUGCCCUGACGAGGUGAUCAUACGACCAAGUAGCAGACAGCAGUAAUCCCUGAUGAAGUAACGCACAGGCACAGUUAGGUGACGUCCGGAUAACUUUACUGUAUGUCAUCGUGCUUGACUUGACUGUAGAGACGACUGUUUCCUUAGUUCUACUAGCAUAGCUCAAGGACGAGAUGUACUGCUUAAACCUUGGAUUCACUUAUGAUGUUGAUGUGUAACGAGCUCUUCUGCGAGGCUGUCGCGGAGAAAGGCCGGAAAGCACAGUCAGAGCAGGAGUAACAAAAGUUGGUGACAAACAAUAAUGCUGGGGUUUAGCUAUCAGGUGACUUUUUGGUACGUGCUCCUAAAACCCACACACAGCUUCCUGAACCUACUCAAAAAGACUUGGUUUUGGUUGCACGGUGGUACUCGAUGUUAGCAGUCUUCUCUUUAUGGAGACUUUUGCUAACAUAACGAUGCAUGGCGCUCCAAAGCAUAGAGAGAGGGAGGGUCCAAUGCUCGUAUAAACGUGUUUAUGAGGCUGAGGUCUGAGAGAGACAGAGAGAGAGAGGGACCACAGUCCUAUGGACACACUGUGAGUCGGUCUUCUUCAUGUCACUUCCUCGUUUUCCUCCAUUCUCCCAGCCCAACCCAGAAACCGUCACACCCUCAUCGCAACUCCCAAGCCAUCAUUCCUCUCUCUAGUGGUCUCUCAACAUCACAAGGCAAGUCCCUCGGAACAGAGUUCAUAUUGCGUUUGUAUCUCUUUGCUUCUCCAACGGUCUACUCCUUGGCUUCUUCUACCCAUGGCCUCGUCAUUAUCAUCGUUACUACCAUGUCCUCUGUUCUUUCUCUUCCUUCUCUGCAACACCUCUCUUCUCCUUGUUGUUGGUGGCCUGAACAGCGAAGGCACAGCUCUCAUCUCCUUCAAAGCAGGCAUCAGGGACGACCCCGCUGGCUCCCUGCGAAACUGGAACUCCUCCGACCAGGAUCCCUGCUCCUGGAAUGGGAUCACAUGCAGGGGAGGCUCAGUGGCUGCCUUAAGCCUGCCCAAGAAGAAGCUGGUGGGCUACCUCUCCUCUGCUCUUGCUUCCCUCCGAUCCCUCAGGCACGUCAACCUCAGGAACAACAGGCUCUUCGGCAGCCUCCCCGCCAGCCUCUUCGCCGCCCGGCAGCUUCAAAGCUUAGUCCUUUACGGGAAUUUCUUGUCCGGUUCACUCCCGCCGGAGAUUGGCGGGCUUUUGUACCUCCAAAGCUUGGACCUUUCCGGCAACUUGUUCGCCGGCCCGAUACCCAGCUCUUUGAUCCACUGCAAGCGGUUGAAGGCCCUCGUCCUGAGUCACAACAACUUCACCGGUUCCUUGCCCCUUGGAUUUGGUGGCAGCCUUGCAGAGUUGGAAAAGCUUGAUCUUUCUUACAAUGGAUUCAGUGGCCCGAUUCCGACUGACGUCGGUAAUCUUACUAACCUUCAAGGAACGCUGGGUUUGUCCCACAACAGGUUCUCUGGCUCAAUCCCGCCGAGCCUCGGCAAUCUGCCGGAGACGGUCUACAUCGACCUCACCUAUAAUAAUCUCAGUGGGCCGGUGCCGCAAAAUGGUGCUAUGGAGAACAGAGGACCGACGGCUUUCAUCGGAAAUCCUGGCCUUUGUGGCCCGCCAUUGAAGAACUCGUGUCCUGCCGAAGUGCCAUCGUCAAACCCCUUCCGUCCCAUCAAUUACUCACCUCCGGCACUCGAGGGAAAUAGCACGCACAGCGGAAGCAGCAGCAGCAGACUGAGUAACGCUGCAGUGAUCGCAUUUGUGGCGAGUGAUGUGGUCGGAAUUGGUCUGAUUGCAUUGGUGUUCUUUUAUUUCUACUGCAAGGCAAUUGCUUCAGUUGGGACCAAGGAAGAUGGAGAGACUUCUGAGAAGAGGCCAAAGGGCAGGAAGGAAUGCAUGUGCUUUAGGAAGGAGGACUCUGAGACCUCACCGGACAGUAUCGAGCAUCAUGAGCUAGUGUCACUAGAUAGGAAUGUGCCAUUUGAUCUUGAUGAACUUUUGAAGGCAUCGGCAUUUGUUUUGGGGAAAAGUGGGAUCGGUAUCGUCUACAAGGUUGUGCUGGAUGAUGGACUGACUUUGGCUGUAAGGAGGCUGGGGGAAGGAGGAUCACAAAGGUUCAAAGAGUUCCAAACCGAGGUGGAAGCGAUUGGAAAGGUCCGACAUCCUAAUAUUGUUACUCUAAGAGCUUAUUACUGGUCGAUCAACGAAAAAUUGCUCAUCUAUGAUUACAUUCCUAAUGGCAACCUUUCUGCCGUGAUUCAUGGGAAAACUGGAACAAGGAAUUCUACACCACUAUCAUGGGAAGUACGCUUGAAGAUCAUGAAAGGAAUAGCAAAGGGUUUGGCUUUCCUGCAUGAAAUUAGUCCAAAGAAAUAUGUUCAUGGAGAUCUCAAACCGAACAAUGUACUACUCGGACCGGAUAUGGAACCUUACAUAUCAAAUUUUGGGGUUGGACAUCUGGCUAACAUAGCAAGAGGAUCUCCAUUUCUGCAAUCAGACAGAAUAGCUGUUGAGAAAAUUCAAGGCCAACACUCAGAUGUUGCAUUCGGUCCCAUCAUGAGUAAAGGAUCAGGUUAUCAGGCUCCUGAGGCGUCGAUGAUGCUGAAACCAUCUCAGAAGUGGGAUGUUUACUCGUUCGGAGUAAUCCUAUUAGAACUUAUUUCCAGCAGGUCUCCACUUGUUCUUCUGGAGACGGUGGAAAUGGAUUUGGUUAGUUGGUUUCAUCUAUGUAUCGAAGAGAAGAAACCCCUCUCAGAUGUGUUGGACCCUUUUCUAGCUCAGGAAUUGGAUACAGAAGAUGAGAUUAUCGCGGUGCUGAAAAUUGCUCUGGUUUGUGUUCAAGCUAAUCCCGAAAAGAGGCCAUCAAUGAGGCAUGUCACUGAUACUCUCGAAAGAUUGAUCAACAGAAACUAGUGGUGCGCGCAAGGACCAUGAAAACUGCAGUCUGAAUCCAAGAAGUGAUCGCUUUCUCCAUUUCUUGCAUUGUUGAUCAUUCUCUGAGUUUUCUGCAAAGAUGCUGUGUUUCCAAGUGCCAAUCUGUUAAAUCAUUGGAGUGUGCCACCAUGAAAGAAGAAUGUUAACCAAGCCAGGUGAGGGCUUUGCUGUUCAUUAGCUCAAAUCUGAGGCAUAUCUUCCUUAGAUUAUCUUGCCAUGUUUUUAGUGUGCCUUAAUUGAUCAAUAAUGCUUGUAACCAUUAUUAUUCCAGGUCUUUAUUUUAUUUGGAUCUUGCUAAAUUUCAUUAUCAUGGCAUUUUACUGAAGUUGUGCUACUUCGCAAUAAUAUAGGACAUGUUUCAAUGGAUGUAGAAUAGGGAGUCAUUGCUUCUUCUAUGAUGAUAAACAAUGUUGAUAUAGCAGACCAUAUUCUUUCUGAUUCUUGAAUGGCGGCCUUGCCUUUCUGUCAACCAUUAACUUUUUAGUAUUGGCUCACCAUCUUGAAUGGUGGACUUGCCGUUCUGUCGAUCUC